This is a messenger RNA of Leptopilina heterotoma, 4686 nucleotides long. It is a transcript of the gene dx, whose product is annotated as protein deltex. The record is from RefSeq and is a predicted model, not a curated record. Gene Ontology annotation, cellular component: nucleoplasm. NCBI's taxonomy places the organism in Eukaryota, Metazoa, Arthropoda, Insecta, Hymenoptera, Figitidae. Gene Ontology annotation, molecular function: ubiquitin protein ligase activity; zinc ion binding. The transcript is spliced from 6 exons. Bases 281 to 1897 code for a protein of 538 amino acids. Gene Ontology annotation, biological process: protein ubiquitination; Notch signaling pathway.
CAUCCUGAGUCGACCUCGACUCAUCUUUGUGCAUAUCUGUCAAUUUCUGAGUAAACAACAGUUGUUUUAUUUUAUUUAUUAAUAAAAUUAAUAAAUAAUAAUACUUAUGCUUCCGCCAUAUGACCAGUUUUUAGAUUGUUUAGUUUGUAUAAUGAAGAUCUAGUGUUUUCGUGAAAAUGACAGUAAUAAAAUAAGAGGAAAAUGGAGCAGCUUUUUUCUUUUACAAGUUAUUUUGUGUCAGUACCCACUGCAAUGAAUGCAAUAAUUAUCUAGUAGAAAAAUGAGUGCUGGUUCUCAAGGUUCAGCUUCGGAGCACGGUCAUGCGGUGGUUGUUUGGGAAUGGGAAAAUCGACAUGGGAGAUGGAGGCCCUACAGUCCUGCUGUUUCUCAGCACUUGGAAAGAGCUCACUACAAAAAACUCACGAGGGUCUUCCUCACCGAUGCCGAUCCGAAUCUUGAAGGAUAUUACAUAAAUUUAAAAACUAAAAUGCAAUGUAGAGAAGAGGUUGACGACUGCCAUGAAGUAAGAAGAAAAUUUUAUCUUCCUGGUUCUCCAGCUGGUAGAGGAGCUAAGUGGGAAUGGGCUGGCGAUACUGAUGAUUGGCAUACUUAUGAUAUGGAAGUACAGUGUCUUAUUGAAGAAUCCUGGGCAAAGGGUGAUAAGACUAUAGACGUUUCUAAAACGUAUUUAGGCUUCCCAUAUAUUAUAAACUUCUGUAAUUUAACUCAAGUUCGAUGUUGCACUGGUUAUGUAAGGUCUAUUCGUAGAAUUUUACAAGCACCUUAUCCCUUAGUCAAAGUAACUCUGGAAGAAUUACACAUCAAUACCGAAAAGAAAUUUAUGUCCUCUAUUUCAAAGUCUGGAAGUUCUAAGUCAACAGUCAAUAAGAAGACUUCAAGUAAUAAGAAAAAUAAUAAGAAAAGUAAAAAUGAAACGGGUCCAACAAACAUUGCUAAAGUAAUUUUAAGCAAUUUCAACAUCUUUAGCAGCAAACAUGGUGUAGAAAACAAUUCGGAGAAUUCAGUUUCGUGUGAUCAAAAGAAAAAGUCAUGGGACGCAAUUUUAGAUGCAGAUUCAAGUAGUACAAAGAGUGGCCGAAGACCCAGUGUAGAUACAGUUUCUACUUACCUCAGUCAUGAGAACCCUAUUGACUUGUUGGACAACAGUGUGGGUAGUGACGAAGUUUACAAAGAAUCUAUUGUUGAAUUUCAAAACAAUGCAGGAGUGGAUAUGGCUUCUGAUGUAAUAUCGCAAUAUGUCAAAGUUGUGGAAAGUGGUGAAUCUGACUCUUGUCCAGUGUGUCUUGGACCACCAGAACCAUUAACAGUAGAAUUGACACGCUGUAGACAUAGAUUGCACUUGGCGUGUCUUAAUGUAAUGUUACACAAUCAAAAACAUCCGAUUUAUAUUCAGUGUCCCGUAUGUGGGUUAAUAUAUGGUGAAAAAAGAGGAAAUCAGCCCCCUGGAAGCAUGAAUUGGACCAGAAUUCCUCGUUCGCUCUCUGGAUUUCAAAAUUCAAAUACCAUUCAAAUUACGUACGACAUUCCAUCAGGAAUCCAAGGUCCAGAACAUCCUAAUCCAGGUGAAAUGUAUUACGCAGUGGGAUUUCCAAGAGUUUGUUAUCUUCCAGACAAUGAAUUGGGACGAAAAGUAUUAAGACUGCUUCAGGUUGCAUUUGAUCGAAGACUGAUUUUCACUAUUGGACGAUCCGUAACAACAGGACGAGAAGACGUUGUUACGUGGAAUAAAAUUCAUCACAAAACAGAAUUAGGACCCUCGAUUUCCAGACACGGAUAUCCGGAUAAAAAUUAUUUAGAGCGUACCAUAGCAGAGUUAGCUGCUCAAGGUGUAACUGACUUUCAACCAUAUUCCACUCUUUAUCAGGAACUUCACUAAUUUCUUAUCGAUCGAAUUCAAAGAAUCCUACGAAACUAUAGUACAAAUAUUUAGAUUUUUCUUUCGUUUCGAUUUUGAUUAGAAAUUUUGUGUUUAUUUUCACAAUAUGGUUGGAAUGGAGAUAGAGUUGUUUGAGUUCGUGUAUGCGUAGUACAAAAACUCGUAUCAUUUAUAUAAUAAACUACUGUAAAGGUAAAUCACAGACACACAAAAAAUCCUUUUUAUGAUCUGGGCAUCUAUGUUUUCGGGAUUGAUGAAUCCGAAUUCGAGGCUGCAUAAUUUUUUAAAAAAAUUGAGUAAAAAGAAAAAUGUCCUUAUAUUCGUAAUUUGCAACCCCAAAAGUCCAUAUUGGGACAUUUUUCUUUUUAAAAAUGUACGCAACCUGGGAUUCGGAUUCAACAACUCCAAAAUGGGUGAUUCUUAACUCAAUGAUCACUUUUUAUUCCUAACUGUUACCUAUUUAAUAAAACUUUAAAAAUUAUUUUCAAAUCUGCUUCGAACUUUUAGACAAUUAAUCUUUACUAUGUUUUUUAGUAAUAUCAUAAUCGAAAAAAUUUCUUUUUCGAAACAAAAGUUAUGAUUUAAUUGGAAUUGGCUAAACUUUUCUCCAUUCUCCACACAGAAAUCAUGAAGUCUAAUAUGGUUUAUUUUACACAAAGCUUAUUUUAAUCGUGUUUUUAUAUAAAUAAAAACACCAUUCGAAAGUUCAUCUCCAAAAUUAAGUUUCUAUAUGUUAUUUCCAAUUUUCAAUGAUAAAUUUGUGUAAAAAUAUUUUUUUUAAUACUUUCUUCAAGUGGAGAUGCUAUUUUGUUAUUCGGAACCGGAGUUUACAUUUUUAUGGAUUUUCAUUAUUUUUAUUGAAAUUUUUAAUGCGAUUUUACCUACUAUUUAUAUUAUCAAGCUAACAAGUUGUACCUAUUUAUGUUAAAUUUGCAUAAAGAAAUAGCAUUUUUAGUUUUAAAACUACAAAAAUUAAUAGUAUUUUACUGCGCAUUUUAAUGGUAGGUAUAUGUAAACUCCAGUUCCGCGAAAAUAACUGAAUUCUUAAUACAUAAUUACAAAAAUAAAAAUAAUAGUGGUUUAGAGUAAGCAAAUCUCUUUAAUAUUAUGUAAAGAAUAAUGAUUUUAUUAAUUUUAACGGGUUUCGUGGAUUUUUUUCUUCGAUUUUAUCUGUUUUUACAUUAUUUUUAUUAUUAAUGGACAAAACUUGACUUUCUUAAAUUUAUUUUUUAAUCUCUAAACUAAAAAUUUUGAAAUUGUUUAUAAAAGAUUAAAAAAAGAGUUUAAGCUCAAAUAUCAACAAAAUAAUUAUUUUCAAGCUUUAUUAAAAAGAUCUACAUUGGUAAUUUCCAAAAAAAUUAAUUUUCUGAAUAGAAAGUUUUAAUAAAAAAGUAGCCGUAGUCAAAAGUUACCACUUCGUGGAGAAUUGCCCAUAUAUAGUAUUCAUAGUGAGAAGCCCAAAUUAAAAAAAUUUGUUGUGUGUUUGAUAGUUAAUGUGGGGUUAUUCACAAACUACGUCACAUUCAUAAAAGAGGAGAAUCAAGAUUUCUAAAAAGAAAAUAUAAAAUUUUCUCCAUCUUAUACCCGGUGUAGAGUUAGUAAUUUGGAUUUAUUAAAGUAAUAUAGUGUUAGUUAGCCUGAUAUGGAAAAGGCUAACACAAAGAAGUGACCUUAUACGGAUUGAGUGUAAAAUCAGUCCAAAAUUUCGUGGUCUAGUUUGUGAACAUUCUUCAAUAUGUUUGACACUAUAUUUGUUCAAAUUUAAGCAGCAAAACUUAUAUCAUGUUUUAUUUAUAAUUUUUAUUAUAUCAAUAUUUACUUAUGUUGUAAACAUGUAGUUAACUGAAAAGGAACAUUCCAUACAUGUGCUGAAAAACUGAAGUUCGCUCAAAUUUAAGUAAGUUUUUUAAUACUUUACAAAUGUGCAAUACAAUUUAUUUUAUUCGAGUCAAUUUAGUUGAAACUGUUUAAAGAGAAAUCUAAAUGAAAUUACAGUAAAUUAUGUCCUACAUUAUUAAUUCACAAUUUUAUAAAGUUGAUAAUAUACAUAAACACGAAACAUGUCAAAAUUAUUAGAGAAUUCAGGGAAAUUACUGGUUUGGGUAGCUUAAGUUUUAAUUCUAAAUCUUUUAAAAAUGGUUUGGGAGUAAAUGGGUUAUAAAUUGGCUAUAAAAUACAUGUUAGUGUACUUAUUUUUAGUCGAUAAAUUACGAAGAUUUCUCUUUAUCUGUUUCAAAAUAUUUAUUUUAUAGUGUUUUUCUAACAUUACAAUGUCAGUCUUGCCACUACUAACUGAAAACCCACUGUAAGUACAACGGAACCCUAAAUAUUUUAAAUUUUUUCCAAUUUUAUUUAGUGAGCUUUAACAAAUAUAAAAAUUUAAAAAAUGUUAUUUUUUUUACAAAAUAAGAAUUGUUUUAUAAAAAUUGAAUUAAUUGUUUUAAGAUUAUGAUGUAAGUGUACAAUAGGGUAAGUGCACCUGAAGUGGAUUAAAGCACUAAACAAAGACACUUAUUUUUUAAAGUGGAUGGAGACUAUGUGAGAGUUACAGAGAAUUAAAAAAUACAAGAUAUUUAUGACGUCAUUUUUAGCCCAGCCAGUAGUAAAUUUUUACCUAUUUUUUUGUUUGAAAAAUUCAUAGGUCUUUAAAGUCAAAGCAAGAUAUUUAAUGAGCUUAAUUAAUUUACCACUGGUGCAUUUACUCUAUGUACAUAUAUUUCAACGUCAAUUUUAAUUUGAGGGUAUAUCUUCUUGUUGCACCUUAUAAUAAAUCAUAUAUAUUUACUCAA